Molecule: messenger RNA, 1005 nt
Organism: Lycium ferocissimum
Lineage: Eukaryota; Viridiplantae; Streptophyta; Magnoliopsida; Solanales; Solanaceae
Exons: 2
Coding region: 66-731 (221 amino acids)
Source: RefSeq, a predicted model, not a curated record
GCAAUUGGUUUGAAGAGAAAGUUAAAAAUGUUGAAGUACCCGAUUAUCUAAUAUGGCUAUCUAGAAUGCCUAAUGUGGUGGGCAAGAGAUACACUGCAUAUUUCAUUAAUGGAUACCGAUUUCAUACAAAAAGUCGGGACGCCCCACGAAAGACUCAAAAUAGUGGAGUGACUCUAGCAGCAACAACAGAUAGUUUUGCUAGUUCUAGGGACCAAAAUCCCAUAGAUGGAGAGGUUAUUUAUUAUGGAGUUAUUCAAGAUAUCAUUGAGAUUGAUUAUUAUGGCCAUUUUAGUGUUGUACUGUUUAGAUGUGAUUGGUUUCAUAAUGAAGUAGAUGAAUAUGGGUUAACUCGGGUAUACUUCAAUAAGUUAUGCAGUAAAGAUGAUCCUUUUGUGUUGGCAUCACAAGUUCAUCAAGUUUUUUAUGUGGCGGAUCCAGUUGAGAAAGAUGUUUAUUAUGCAAGGAAUAAAGUCCCUGUUGAUUUGUAUGAUCUAGAGAAAGAGGAUUGUCCUAAUAUAGGAGACACAUUUUGGAGGGAGCCUAAUGAUGACAUUGGUCCAUCAACUAGAUUAGAUGACGGUGACAUUAGAUGGUCAAGAGAAGAUGUGCCUGUUGAUGUCGUUGAUAUUCCAUCUAAUGCACAACAUUCAAAAGAUACAAUUAUGGAAACAUCGGAAGAGGAGGAUGAGUUCGAUGAUACUGAUUGGGAUUGGAUGGAGGAAAAUGAUUAGACAAUAAAAGACUUGAGUAAUCAUGAAUCAAGAUGGGAGUUCAAGAAAAAUCAAGAGAGUUAAGAACUCAAACUUCAUUCCACCUGGAUCAGUUGCAUCUUUGCUAAGCCAAAGGGUUUUGAAUCACAAGCACAAGCAAAACUCAAAAUACAUUCCAGAUGUUCAUGUUAUAAAGUCAAAUGAAAAGCAUUACAAGCACAAGCAGAACUCAAACUACAUUCCAGCUGGAUCUGAAGUGGAACAAGUGCAGCAAGUGUGUCCCGAUUCUAUCCGU